Sphaeramia orbicularis (orbiculate cardinalfish) is the source of this 2432-nucleotide messenger RNA. It is a transcript of the gene map9, whose product is annotated as microtubule-associated protein 9. The transcript has 13 exons. Gene Ontology annotation, biological process: mitotic cytokinesis; mitotic spindle assembly; regulation of mitotic cytokinesis. NCBI's taxonomy places the organism in Eukaryota, Metazoa, Chordata, Actinopteri, Kurtiformes, Apogonidae. Gene Ontology annotation, cellular component: astral microtubule. The record is from RefSeq and is a predicted model, not a curated record. Bases 269 to 2188 code for a protein of 639 amino acids. Gene Ontology annotation, molecular function: microtubule binding.
AUUGUUGGAACCGGAAGUUUCGUGUUUCCCUGGGUUACCGUCAACAAUUGUUUUCAGCAUGAAAUUUGAUGGAACCUUAAAACAUAGCACUGAGAUCUAUUUUGGGCCAUACAAGCCUCAUGAGCUAAAUAAAAUAUAAUUAUCUAAAUUAAGCCAUCAUUGCAGUGUAUGGAGCUACGUAAAGAGGUUCUGGUUACAGUUAAUGAAGUUAGCGAACACAGGCUAGCAUGCUAAUGUUGUCCAUAAGAAACUGUUUGCAACUUUCAUAAUGACAAAUCGGGAUUUUAGGACACUUGCUUACACGAAGAGCCCGAAAACUUCGAAAAGAACAACAUUUCAGGAUGAACUUGAGGCUGCUGUCUCUGCCAGGGCAAGCAAAACAAAAGCAGGGCAAUACUCAUACUCAGAUGACUUCAAUGAGGACGAAGAUGAUUUUUUGAAUGAUCUCCUCAAAUCAAGAAAGAAGAGGGUUGAUACAUAUAAGACUGGGAGGAGCAAAGCCAAAGUUAACAACUUUGAUCUUUCAGAGGAUGAAGGCACACCUGCUAGAACAAAAAGAGUUUCUUUCCUAAAAACCCAAAGAAAUAGCUCUCCUCUGGAAGACACCACAGCAUCGGAGCAUAAUGAAAAUGAGCCUCCUGAUUCUUCCAUCGGAGGAUGCAGUAAUUAUAGUAGCUCAUUUUCCACACAACCCUCCACAAAUGUCAAUGAAGAUGACUUACCACAUAAACAGUCUGAUGAUGAAUCUACCAAUCCUCAAAUUAUAAGGGAGAGCUCAAGCAAGUCUCUUUCAUACCAGACUUCAGAGGACAUGCCCCUCCCUUUACAAUCUGAGAGCAGUAUAUUAGAAACCCCAGACCCAGUGGUUUCAGACCGUAAUGAAGAGAGAAACCAGACUCCAGAGUUAUCAGCGGGUGACCUCAAACCUGCUGAAUCUUCAGCAGAUAGUGUUGCAGAAAAGGGACCACCCAGACCCAAACCCAGACAAAAGACACUGGGACUGAGCCUUCACACAACAGAAAAGCAGGCUGAAUCUCAGGACCUCAGCAGGCCUCAGACCUCCUCUACAGCUAUUCCUCUCUCCUCUGAUGCACUAGAUGAGGAUACUACAACAAGCUGCAGCCCACCUUGCAUAGAAGGAGAACAUGUAGCUUUAAGUAGCCUCAGCAAGUCCUCUUCAGGAAAGAGUGAGCAGUCGCAGCUCCUCACCAAGUCCACAUUUGGUUCUGAAUCCAGAGAUGGCUUUGUUUCUGAUGACAGCAAAGAGCAUGAAGGGAAACACUCAACUUCAUUGCAAGAUUUUAAUGAAGUCUCAGGAGAUCACUUAAAUUUUUCUGACGCUCAGCUCUCUCAGACCUCUAAUAAAUCACAUGAAAUUCAGACAUCAAGAUCUCACUGUAAGACCUCACAGAGACCCCGGAGUGCGUGCACCAGGAAAGUAGAAUCCAAAUAUUUAGGAAGCCUCAAAAUUCUUGACAUUUCACUGCAAGAUUCUCAGCCCCAGGAACCCAAUUCAAUGAGAGCAGCCGUUUAUCAGGAAUGGCUAAGAAAGAAAAAGGAAAAGUCAAGAGAAAACAUGCAACUGAAGAAGAAAGAAGAAAUCAUAAAGGAAAACAAGAAAAGGGAACAAAAUGCCAAAAAGGAAGAUGCUGUUGCGUCAUAUGAGGCCUGGAAAGAAAAGAAAGCAGAAUGCCUCAAAGCAAAAGCCAAAGAAAAGCAAGACAAGAUAAGAAAAGAGCAAAGAGCAAUCGAAGAAAAAGAAGAAAAAAAACAAUCUGCUAAACAGGUGUUUGAAAAGUGGAAACAUGAGCAUGAUCUUCUUCUUAAAGAAAAGUACAGAAAAGAAAGAGAAGCUGAAAAUAAACGGAAUCUACAAAAGCAAGAAGAAGAGGAAGAAAGAAAAAGGGGCAGCACAUCUGCCUUUUCUGACUGGUGCAAGAAGAAGAAAGAUGUUCUCCAUAACAAAGCCACUAUGCAGCGCAAAGAACUCAAAACUAAAGCUGAAGAGGAAGAGUACAUGAGAGAGGAGAGAGAUAAGAUGGCGUUGGAGAUGUAUGAAAGUUGGCUGACAAGGAAAGAUCUAGAAAAGAAAAGACAGAAAGAAGAAAGAUACAUACAGGCAAUACUCCGAGACAGCCCCCCUCCGCCGUGGAGCCCUCCAAAUAAAACUAUACCACAAGGAAAAUAAUACACUACUGUAUUUUUCACUCUGAAGUGGGAUUUGAUAUGGACAAAGGCUGCAUUUUUGUUAUAUUUAAUACUAACCAGCAGUUGUAGCUUAAGUUUAUAUUUUAUGUGUGUGUGUGUGUGUUUUUUUUAUCAAGAAAGCUGUAAAGUUGUUUGUACAAAUCCUUUUUCAUAUGUACUUGGCUGUUUUUACCACGUUAUGGCACAUAAUUUAAGGCUUGAAUAAAUACUAGUUAUUUAUCUGA